This is a messenger RNA of Xyrichtys novacula (pearly razorfish), 5577 nucleotides long. NCBI's taxonomy places the organism in Eukaryota, Metazoa, Chordata, Actinopteri, Labriformes, Labridae. The record is from the annotation of a GenBank genome assembly.
AUGCCACAGAAUGCUGGGUCAGAUAGAGAGUGGCUGUCAUCUGAAAAGUGCCUGACCACAGCUGACUUGGGGUCAACCCAGCUAAGAGAACUUUUAUGUUCAUUAAUGCAAAGUCUCAGUUGUCUCGGACCUCUCCUACCUGACUGACAAGAACUCAAAGACAAACUCACACAGACCUCUCACUAGUGCACUGAUAAUUGUUGACUGAGACUAAAAUAUUUGCGGCUUAUUCGUUUCAUCUUAGUAAUAAAAUGGAUCCAACUUUUCAAGACAUUUGUCUUUUCCAUCUUUCUGUGUGUGAGUCCUCUACAGCCUUUUUGCAUCUACAUAAUGCCAGAAGUUUUGCUCUUCCAGACUUUAAGGGAUUUUUAAGAGGACAGUCACUAUUCUCCUUUUUCUCUAUUUCAUAGACUUUUUCCAAUAAAUUGUUUCUAAAUGAUUACAAAUAUUUGGGCAUAUUAUCUUGCUGUUUGGGGUUACUUCAGAUGUUUACUUCUUGACAAUUUGGAAUCAUGUAGCACCAACAGGGCUGAGUAGUAUAGUAUAGCAAAAUCACGCGGUGAUGUUUAUUUAUCUUUAUUUCUUGUUUAAGUUUUCACCUAAUUGAAACUAAAGCCCGGACAGAAACGUCACCCUUGUUAGUUCAUCGUCUUAUACAAGCUCUACAAGGAACUGUCGAAAGGAGUAGAGCUCCCUCGGAAGAAGGAAAUACUGCAUUAAAUGGAAACUGCUAGAUCAACAGCCCAGUCGAAGGUCGCCAAGGAACCCGUACCAUGCGGUCCUUCUAAGCGAUUACAGACUGCAGAUGAUUAAACUGACGAUAAAAACGUCAUCAAGAAAAAACACAGUCAUUGGUGGUUCUCUGCGGACAGGCUUCAGGGUCUCGACGUUUGAUUGGCUGCCUUGCCGGUCAUAUAUAACACCCAGGACCCAACGGUCUUCCUUUUCAUUUUCUAACGGCAAGGACAAGACCUCACCACCGCCAUCCAUUCCAGCCUUGCACCCAAAAUCACCCUUAAUCCGGUAAGUUAUACUUGGAUAGCGAAGUAAUCAAAAACGGGAUAAAGUUCGCUUUGUUAUCCCAAAGGAUCGGUCUCCAUAGUUACGUUAUUUCAAGUAAUUGUCAUUCUCUCAAUAAAGGGGUGUUCUUUGUUAAAAAUGGUUGUACAGAAUGUCACUGUUUCUGUAGAAACUGUUAAAGUGAACUAAAGCUAAUUGGAGGUAUUAGAUUGUGUUUGGGGUAACUGACGGCCAGUAAUCGUGUAGAGAGGCGGAAGAAACGCUGAGGGGAUCCAGAAUGUUCUCGAACAAUGGUCAAGCGCCCCCCACUGAUCCAUUUCCGGUUGGUUGUUUUCACAAUAAAAUGUCGUAACCAUGCGGUUGGAUGUGACACGUUUACUUUGAAAUUCAAAUUAAUUCAGCGUAUUUCCAAUUAGUCGUAUCAGGACCGUAUCAUCGUUGAUGUAUAUUAUAACGGUUUAUGUUUUUUUUAAACUACUCUCUCGUGCUUUGCUUGAUCCCGGCAUGAUGUCACCCCGCCGGUUUUGACAGUGCCUUUCUGCUGAAGGCCUCGGCUUGGAUCAAACUAGUUCAGAGCGGUUUUGGUUCAAACCUCCUCUUGUCGGGCUAUAUAUAGUAAACCACAUAAAUUCCGACAAAAUGGUCUGUGAAAUGUCAGAACUGUGGUACGAAGUUGCUCCGUAGUCCACGUUCGUGUAACGUGAUUUCAAAAAUAAAGCGGUGUCUGCACUUCCCGAAAGAAGCUACUUUCAUAUCCCCUCCCCCGCCCAUCUAUUUCACACAUUUCCUUUAGAAGGGAGGGGUGGGGGGUUGUAACCAUUUUGAAUAAUGAUUACAGAAAAUUUAUGGUCUAGUGUCAUUUUCCCUAAAAGCAUUUCCCCUAAUAAAUUCAAUUAUUGACUGUAGUCAUUUAUGGAAUAAAUUAUGUGUUCUUAAGUAGAUCUUUAGAAUUUUUCCUUUGUUUUCCUGGAUAGUUUUUUUGGGCUGCAUUGUACAAAGCCAUCAGUCAGACUGAUGUAUUUGCUUUUAGAAAGGAAGAAAAGCAUGUUUUUUAGAAUGCUGUAGCAGCUUUCCACAUGCAGACAUUCAGACUUAAGCUUUACGGGAGGACAGUUGGACCUCAUCGCAUGUUUAUCUAUCUUCAGAUGCCUGUGUAUCAGUGCGUCUUAAUCUGGCUUGUAUCAUAGGUUGGCAAUUAAUGCGUAUGCAUGUGCAGCAUGAAUUUUAUUUUAAAGGUGGCUCCUGCCAGGUGGUGUUGGUGACCCAUGAGACUAAAUAUAAGCAGUAAUAUGCUGGAGCAGUACUGAUUUUGGAGUUUUGGUCAUGCAGAACACUGUAUUCAACAGAGCUGGGCUUUGAUCCCUAUUCCCUGAUGCCUAUUGUAGUUUUUUUUUCCACCUUCACUAAUAUCUGGAUACUUUCUAUUGUUAACCUGUAGGUCCUCCACAGGUUAAAAAAACGAUAAUACAUUUUUAAAAAAUCCACCGGAGCAUCUACAUUGUCGAUCUUUUUCUAUUUACUAACACCAGUGUGUGUCAUUCUAGAUUUUCAGCUGAGGCUGUGAGGAAAAUGAGAAAUGUUUAGGACAGUGGUCUCUUAAAUCUGUUCCAAUGCACCCGACAUAAGACUACACUUUAUGACUUGGUUGCAACGCUCAGAUAUUGACUAUAUUUUACAUGCCCAUACACCAUCAUGCUAAACUUUGGAAACCGAUCUUGUCUUUUUUUUCCUCAGGAAACAUGUCGAAGGGACCAGCAGUUGGCAUUGACCUUGGGACCACCUACUCCUGUGUUGGUGUUUUCCAGCAUGGCAAAGUUGAAAUCAUUGCCAACGACCAGGGUAACCGGACCACACCCAGCUAUGUGGCCUUCACAGACAGCGAGAGACUGAUCGGCGAUGCAGCCAAGAACCAGGUUGCAAUGAAUCCCACCAACACAGUCUUUGGUAAGGAUAACUAGCAUUAGUUAUUUAUGUGUUGUGGUCCUGUGACCUUGUUUGUUUCUUGUUGGAACUGUUACUAGACUUUUAUUAUCUAUUUUUUUGUUUUUGUAGAUGCCAAACGUUUGAUUGGCCGCAGGUUUGAUGACACAGUUGUACAGUCAGAUAUGAAACACUGGCCAUUUAAUGUCAUCAAUGACAACACUCGCCCUAAGGUCCAAGUUGAAUACAAGGGUGAAAGUAAGUCCUUCUACCCAGAAGAAAUUUCAUCAAUGGUGCUGACCAAAAUGAAGGAAAUUGCUGAAGCUUACCUCGGAAAAGUAAGUCAUCUGACCUUUUCCUGACCAAAAUACAGAAAGAGAAGCUUUGAUUUUAGCAUAUGCUAAUAUUUCGUCUUAUUUCUUUCAGACUGUCAACAAUGCUGUGAUCACGGUGCCUGCUUACUUCAAUGACUCCCAGCGCCAGGCCACAAAGGAUGCUGGCACAAUCUCUGGCCUCAAUGUUUUGCGAAUCAUCAAUGAACCAACUGCAGCUGCGAUUGCCUAUGGACUGGACAAGAAGGUGAUUGGGCUGGGCCUCUUAUGAGUGAUAUCCAGUGUAAUCUAACUAAUGUAUGAUUUAAUAAAAACUAUACAACUAUUUCUUAUCAUAGGUUGGCUCAGAAAGGAAUGUUCUCAUUUUUGACCUUGGUGGUGGCACCUUCGAUGUUUCCAUCCUGACCAUUGAGGAUGGUAUCUUUGAGGUGAAAUCCACUGCUGGAGACACUCAUCUCGGUGGGGAAGAUUUUGACAACCGCAUGGUCAACCACUUUAUUGCAGAGUUCAAGCGCAAGUACAAAAAGGACAUCAGUGACAACAAAAGAGCUGUCCGUCGUCUGCGCACUGCCUGUGAGAGGGCAAAGCGUACCCUGUCUUCCAGCACACAGGCCAGCAUUGAAAUCGACUCUUUGUAUGAGGGAGUCGACUUCUACACCUCCAUCACCAGGGCUCGCUUUGAGGAGCUGAAUGCCGAUCUCUUCCGUGGCACCUUGGACCCUGUAGAGAAGUCUCUCCGUGAUGCCAAGAUGGAUAAAGGACAAAUCCACGACAUUGUGUUGGUCGGUGGCUCCACCCGUAUACCCAAGAUCCAGAAGCUGCUUCAGGAUUUCUUUAAUGGAAAAGAGCUCAAUAAGAGCAUUAAUCCAGAUGAGGCAGUGGCUUAUGGAGCUGGUAGGUAGAAAGAUGAAGCACAAGUUAAAUUCUAUGAACUGUGAGAGCAGCACUGUCUUUUUUAUAAGCUUGACUUCUUUCCCCAAAUGCUUCUGUGUUUUAACCAUGGCGUAUCUUUCCAGCGGUCCAGGCUGCCAUCCUGUCUGGAGAUAAGUCUGAGAAUGUGCAGGAUUUGCUGCUCCUCGAUGUCACCCCUCUGUCUCUGGGUAUUGAAACUGCUGGCGGUGUCAUGACUGUCCUCAUCAAACGCAACACCACCAUACCUACUAAGCAGACACAGACCUUCACCACUUAUUCUGACAACCAGCCUGGUGUGCUCAUUCAGGUAACUGUUUGUAGCUCACAUCAGAGACCCAAGAUUGCUUUGAUCCAUAAGAUGUAAUGUGCUGUACACCAUGGGCUACCAGCAAACAUGCAGAAAGAUGUUUUAUCUGGUUUCUGGGUGUCUUUCAAAUAUUAGUUGAACCAAGUGGCAAUCUUUAGUGACUUAAAGCUGAUGCAAAAGUACUAAAAACUGCAGUUCCUUGAGUAUCUGUUAGUUUUUUAUUUUUUUUUUUCACAUACAGAUGAGAGUCGAACUUGUUAACAAACUCUCCAUUCUGUUCUUUCCAACAGGUUUAUGAGGGCGAGCGUGCUAUGACCAAGGACAACAACCUGCUGGGCAAGUUUGAGCUGACUGGCAUCCCUCCUGCCCCUCGUGGUGUUCCCCAGAUUGAGGUGACAUUUGAUAUCGAUGCCAACGGUAUCAUGAAUGUGUCUGCUAUAGAUAAGAGCACUGGCAAGGAGAACAAGAUCACCAUCACCAAUGACAAGGGUGAGUUCGGAACUAGAUUUAGGACCAAUUUAAAAGUAUUGUCAGAACUUCUUCUGAUGCAUUCAAAUUUGGUUUUCCCAGGUCGCCUCAGCAAGGAGGACAUUGAGCGCAUGGUUCAGGAAGCUGAGAAGUACAAGGCAGAGGACGAUGUACAGCGUGACAAAGUGUCUGCUAAAAACGGCUUGGAGUCAUAUGCUUUCAACAUGAAGUCUACUGUGGAAGAUGAGAAGCUUGCUGGCAAGAUCAGUGAUGACGACAAGCAGAAGAUUUUGGACAAGUGCAACGAGGUCAUCAGUUGGCUGGACAAGAACCAGGUACAUGAUAUUGUUCAAAUGUUGCUGAUUUUAUUUGUUUUGGGAAAAAGAAUUCACCUCAAGACUAACCACUCUUGUAUUUCAGACUGCAGAGAAAGAUGAGUAUGAGCAUCAGCAGAAAGAGCUGGAGAAGGUGUGCAACCCCAUCAUCACCAAGCUGUACCAGAGUGCUGGGGGAAUGCCUGGUGGUAUGCCAGAAGGCAUGCCAGGUGGCUUCCCUGGAGCUGGUGGUGCAGCUCCUGGCGGUGGAUCCUCUGGACCAACCAUUGAGGAGGUCGACUAA